AAGGCGAUUGUCAUAUGAUAGCUAAGAAGUGGCACAUUAAUGAAGCGCCGCUACAGGGGUCUUUUCUGCUCCUGUCACCGCUUAAAACUAUCAGAUGGUUCGAGGGAGGACAUGGAGGCAGCCACCUAGCUCGGCGGAGCCUCGGAGCCCACAGCAGUGCCCUCCGGAGCCCCGAGGCCGCCGCUGCCAUCGUCCGCGCCGGGACUCGGCAGCGGAUCUCGGUAGCCCGCAGGAUACAGGGCCAAGAGCGCCGCGGACAGGGCGGCGCGGGACGCUGAGCCCGGGUUCGCGCGGAGUCCAACCAAGCCCGGACGCUGCGCACCGGCUGCGAGCCGGAAGGGACUAGGCCAGCGGCGUCUCCAUCCUGGAUGCGAACGCGCAACUUGGAGCAACUUUAAGAUCCAAGCAUUCCGCCGGCCCGCGCGGACCCAGAGGAAGGAGAGGGCGACCAAGAAGAUGCCUCGGCCCGGCCGCAACACGUACAGCGACCAGAAGCCGCCCUACUCAUACAUCUCGCUGACCGCCAUGGCCAUCCAGAGCUCGCCCGAGAAGAUGCUGCCGCUGAGCGAGAUCUACAAGUUCAUCAUGGACCGCUUCCCCUACUACAGGGAGAACACGCAGCGCUGGCAGAACAGCCUGCGCCACAACCUGUCCUUCAACGACUGCUUCAUCAAGAUCCCGCGGCGGCCCGACCAGCCCGGCAAGGGCAGCUUCUGGGCGCUGCAUCCCAGCUGCGGGGACAUGUUUGAGAACGGCAGCUUCCUGAGGCGCCGCAAGCGCUUCAAGGUGCUUAAGUCUGAUCACCUGGCGCCCAGCAAGCCCACCGACGCGGCGCAGUACCUGCAGCAGCAGGCCAAGCUGCGGCUCAGCGCGCUCGCGGCCUCGGGCACGCACCUGCCGCAGAUGCCCGCCGCUGCCUACAACCUGGGCGGCGUGGCGCAGCCCUCAGGCUUCAAGCACCCCUUCGCCAUUGAGAACAUUAUCGCGCGGGAAUACAAGAUGCCCGGGGGGCUCGCCUUCUCCGCCAUGCAGCCGGUGCCCGCUGCCUACCCUCUCCCCAACCAGUUGACUACUAUGGGCAGCUCGCUGGGCACCGGCUGGCCGCACGUGUAUGGCUCUGCCGGCAUGAUCGACUCGGCCACCCCCAUCUCCAUGACGAGUGGCGACUACAGCGCUUAUGGCGUGCCGCUGAAACCGCUGUGCCACGCAGCUGGCCAGACGCUGCCUGCCAUCCCUGUGCCCAUUAAGCCCACGCCGGCCGCUGUGCCCGCGCUGCCCGCGUUGCCCGCGCCCAUCCCCACCUUGCUCUCGAACUCGCCGCCCUCGCUCAGCCCCACGUCCUCGCAAACAGCCACCAGCCAAAGCAGCCCCGCUACCCCCAGCGAAACGCUUACCAGCCCGGCCUCUGCCUUGCACUCGGUGGCGGUGCACUGACCCGCAGAAGCCGGCACCUCCUCCCCUUCCCUUCCCCACGACCGCACUCGUCUUCCCGGGAUCCCACCAACUCUGCCCUCCCGGACCUGGGACUGCCACCCUAACUUGUCCAUUUCACCUUCCGCUAACCCUCCUUCCCCGGAGAGAACUUUGUUUUGGACCUAGGAGACAAAACUCAAACUCGAAGACUGGCCGAGAGGCGCCGUGGGAGUUGUCCUC
Messenger RNA from Otolemur garnettii (small-eared galago), 1653 nucleotides. RefSeq names its product forkhead box B1 (gene FOXB1). Gene Ontology annotation, molecular function: DNA-binding transcription factor activity, RNA polymerase II-specific; RNA polymerase II cis-regulatory region sequence-specific DNA binding. Bases 457 to 1434 code for a protein of 325 amino acids. Lineage: Eukaryota; Metazoa; Chordata; Mammalia; Primates; Galagidae. Gene Ontology annotation, biological process: anatomical structure morphogenesis; cell differentiation; regulation of transcription by RNA polymerase II. The transcript has 2 exons. The record is from RefSeq and is a predicted model, not a curated record.